Molecule: messenger RNA, 2614 nt
Organism: Ceratitis capitata (Mediterranean fruit fly)
Lineage: Eukaryota; Metazoa; Arthropoda; Insecta; Diptera; Tephritidae
Gene: dpr6
Exons: 6
Coding region: 311-2473 (720 amino acids)
Biological process (GO): synapse organization
Cellular component (GO): neuron projection membrane
Source: RefSeq, a predicted model, not a curated record
UAUAUAUAUAUAUAGAAGAAAAUACCCGAAAGAAUUGAGUGGAAACUUAAAAAAAGAAAACGAAAAAAAAAAAUAAAAAAAAAUAAUAAUUUUGCGAAAAGCAGUAACCAGAAACUGAAAAGCAGAAACGUGGUGAAAACACUUCUUAGCCUUCUGCACUCACUUUCACAGAGAAUAUCCUGCUCUGUGACAACGACGCGUACUGCGCGUGAAAUUGCAGUGUCCAUCCUACAAUAAAACACACUGACUUUGCCGCCAACGCCCCACGACGAUUCUUUAAUAAUCAAGCUUCCUCUCCAAUUGCUUCACAAUGUGCCAGCAUAAUACCCGUGCGUUGUUGGCGCGCAGUUGCAGCUAUAAGACGAGUCGUUGGCUGCUGCUGUUGAUUGUGAUGUGCGAUAUGACAAACGGUGGCGUACAAGGACCUAUUGAGGGUUACAAUUCACUGGAGGAGCAUAUGCUCGCAUUGAGCACAACAACACAAUAUCCACCCACCACAGUUGGUUAUGUACACCCGAAGUGGAUAGAGCCAUACUUUGAUCCGUCAACGCCGCGCAAUGUCACCGCAUUAAUGGGCAAAUCGGCAUAUUUGAGUUGCCGCGUACGCAAUUUGGGCAACAAAACGGUUUCAUGGAUACGCCAUCGUGACAUACACAUACUCACAGUAGGUGGAUAUACGUAUACAUCAGAUCAGCGCUUUCAGGCCACGCAUCAUCAGGAUACCGAUGACUGGACGUUACAAAUAAAAUGGGCACAAAAACGUGAUGCGGGCAUGUAUGAAUGUCAAAUAUCAACGCAGCCGGUGCGCAGCUAUUUCGUGCGGCUCAACGUUGUGGUGCCAACAGCGACCAUCCUUGGCGGACCCGACCUUCAUGUCGACAAAGGCAGCACCAUAAAUCUUACAUGCACAGUGAAAUUCAGUCCAGAGCCGCCGGCCUACAUAUUCUGGUAUCAUCAUGAGGAGGUCAUCAAUUAUGAUUCGUCACGUGGUGGCGUUUCGGUAAUUACCGAAAAAGGCGAUGUUACGACAUCGUUUCUACUCAUACAAAAUGCCGACUUGGCCGAUUCGGGGAAAUAUUCAUGUGCGCCAUCGAAUGCUGAUGUGGCCAGUGUACGAGUGCAUGUGCUAAAUGUUCGGCCCAUCAUUUCAGGUGAACAUCCGGAGGCAAUGCAAACCGGCUCAUCCGGCUGUCAGUUUAGUUGGCUAACAAUUUUCCUGCUCGUCGCGAUGGUGUUGCUAUGCGAUCGCCAACAAAACUUCAUUGUACUAGCGACUGCUGUUGGCGGUCCUGGUGGGGCUGCAGAUGGUGGGGGGCGCACAAUGAAAGCGUCAACAAAAGCUGUUGUUAAAACAGCAGCAGCAACAACAACAAGAACCGUACGAAGUCAAGCAGCCACUGCAAUGGCGACAAAAUCAAAUGUAGCAGAGUGUUUGGUUGCAGUUGUAGCGGUAACUGCAGAUAAAAGCAUGCCCGCUGCGUUAACAGCAACAACAACAAUAGCGCGUACAGCAACAGCAGCAACAACAGCGGCAGCAACAAAAGAAACAGUUGUACGUCAAUUGCUGCAUAUACGGCAAACAAUAGUUGGUGUUGCAAUAGCAACAACAAAAACCGCUGCAUGCAAUUACACAUUGAGUGAUAAAAGCACAGUAACAACAACAACAGCUACUACUACUACUACUACUAGUACUACAACUACAACUAAUACUACGGACUUAGCAACACUUGCAACAGCACAGAACGUGUUGUUGGCUCUACUGCGUAGCAACAGCACAGUGAGUGCAGCGACAACAACAAAAACAAUGUGGCUAAAGAAGCCUACGACUGUCUCAACUACACCCAACAUAAGUCAAAUAGCAACAGCAAAAGCCGCAACAGCAACAACAAAAACAACAACAAUAGCAACAACUAACUAUUGCCAUGCAACGAAUAUGCCCACCAGUCCGUUGGUCUGCAGCUACAUAAACAACAGCAACAUAGCAGAUAGAAUAACAAUCGCCAAUGCCAGUCAGCUUGCAGUAGUAAGCUGUAGAUACAGCACCAACAACAACAACAACAAUAAUAAUAGCAAGAACAUUGACAACGAUAUUGCUGACCUCGACAGCAGCUACAGUAGUUCCUGCCGCAACAGUCCGAAAUUUACUAAGCCCCAAAUCAUCGAUUGUUACGAUAUCAUAAACAACAAUAGCAACAACAAAAGUAAUGAACAACAACGAAAUGUCAAAAUAUAUAAGGCUUACACUGGCAUACCCACAUGGUCAACCUACACCAAUCAAUGCGCCCGCUUGUUGUCGAGUUGCACCAACGGCACUGACACUAGCACCAAUACCAACGCUAACAGCGACAGCGGCAUCAACAGCCGCAGCCGCAUCCGCAGCGGCUUCAGCCACCAUCAUCAUCAGCAUCAUCACCAGCAGCAGCAGCAUCAGCACACGGCGUGUCACAGCGAAUGCUUCGAAAGUGUCAGAUGAUGUGUCUGCAUUUGUGGCAUGCAACAGCACAAACAGCAGGCAGUCCAUUGAUAACGGUAGUUAUGUAAAAUGGAAAAUUCUCAUUUUAAUGCCAUUCACAUUUCUGCGUUCAGUGCAACAGAACAACAACAGCAACUGAGC